Messenger RNA from Puccinia graminis f. sp. tritici CRL 75-36-700-3, 489 nucleotides. RefSeq lists its product as uncharacterized. The record is from RefSeq and is a predicted model, not a curated record. Gene Ontology annotation, molecular function: protein binding; aspartic-type endopeptidase activity. Gene Ontology annotation, biological process: proteolysis. The transcript has 4 exons. NCBI's taxonomy places the organism in Eukaryota, Fungi, Basidiomycota, Pucciniomycetes, Pucciniales, Pucciniaceae. The coding region runs from base 1 to 489 and encodes 162 amino acids.
AUGCCUCCAGCGAGGCUAUGUGGUGGUCCGAAUCUAGUCGACUGGGAGGAACCCUUCGGAAUUGAGGUGGACCCAUCUAUUACCCUUGAGGUUUUAUCUGGAUUGGUUGAAAUUGAACUUCACAUACCGUCUGCCCAGCAACACUACUUCUUGCAUGGGACCCCACUCCAAAGGCCCCCACAGACCACGCUGGCUGAAUGCGGGAUCACAACUGAUGAAAUCAUGGUGCUCAAAUUAGCCAAACCCUCGUCAUCUCGAUACACUCUUAAUCCUCGUGCACCACCUAUGGAUAACCAUUUAGACGUCCAGGCUCAAAGAAGAAUCGAGGAACAAAUUAGACAACAGUGCGUUGGGGAGAACCUGCAACAUGCCAUCGAAUUUACUCCUGAAAGUUUCGGUACAGUGUCGAUGCUGUAUGUGGACGUCGAAGUGAACGGUCAUCCAGUCAAAGCCUUCGUCGAUUCGGGCGCCCAAAUGACAAUCAGUUGA